Scatophagus argus is the source of this 3451-nucleotide messenger RNA. It is a transcript of the gene gabrb3, whose product is annotated as gamma-aminobutyric acid type A receptor subunit beta3. The record is from RefSeq and is a predicted model, not a curated record. The transcript is spliced from 10 exons. Gene Ontology annotation, cellular component: neuron projection; membrane; GABA-A receptor complex. NCBI's taxonomy places the organism in Eukaryota, Metazoa, Chordata, Actinopteri, Scatophagidae. The coding region runs from base 152 to 1660 and encodes 502 amino acids. Gene Ontology annotation, molecular function: extracellular ligand-gated monoatomic ion channel activity; neurotransmitter receptor activity; GABA-A receptor activity. Gene Ontology annotation, biological process: regulation of membrane potential; signal transduction; monoatomic ion transmembrane transport.
UUAACACAGGCUGCGCUAGAAGUAGACAUAAUGUGGAGGAAGUCUCACCUGUUUUAACGGAGCUGGGUGGGAGUGGGAGCACUGUGGCUUCCUCGUUUAGUCAUUUGUUGAACGCUGGAUCUCACCCAUCCAUCCAGACACCACACAAGGGAUGUGGAGACCCCAGAAAACAGGGCUCUUUGACAUUCUUUCAUUGCCGCUCGUCGUGGCAGUGAUGUGCUGUGCCCAGAGCGUCAACGAACCGGGGAACAUGUCCUACGUCAAAGAGACCGUGGAUAAACUGUUGAAAGGUUAUGAUAUUCGUCUUCGGCCAGACUUCGGAGGUCCACCGGUUGCUGUUGGCAUGAGUAUAGACGUGGCGAGUAUAGACAUGGUGUCAGAAGUCAAUAUGGACUACACGUUGACUAUGUACUUCCAGCAGUAUUGGAGAGAUAAGAGGCUGGCCUAUGCAGGGAUCCCUCUCAACCUGACACUGGAUAACAGAGUAGCAGACCAGCUCUGGGUCCCAGACACCUACUUCCUCAAUGACAAGAAGUCCUUUGUUCAUGGUGUCACUGUUAAGAACCGCAUGAUUCGACUGCACCCGGAUGGCACUGUUCUCUACGGCCUCAGAAUCACGACGACAGCUGCCUGCAUGAUGGAUCUGAGGAGAUACCCGCUGGACGAACAGAACUGCACUCUGGAAAUUGAGAGUUAUGGUUAUACAACAGAUGAUAUAGAGUUCUACUGGAAAGGAGGAGACACUGCUGUGACCGGAGUGACGCGAAUCGAGCUCCCUCAGUUCUCCAUAGUCGACUACAAACUGGUUUCCAGGAACGUGGUCUUUUCCACAGGUGCCUACCCUCGACUCUCUCUGAGCUUCAAGCUGAAGCGAAACAUCGGUUACUUCAUCCUGCAGACGUACAUGCCCUCCAUCCUCAUCACCAUCCUAUCCUGGGUGUCGUUCUGGAUAAAUUAUGAUGCCUCUGCUGCCAGAGUUGCAUUAGGGAUCACCACUGUCCUGACCAUGACAACUAUCAACACCCAUUUAAGAGAGACAUUGCCCAAGAUCCCCUACGUCAAAGCUAUAGACAUGUACCUGAUGGGCUGCUUUGUGUUUGUCUUCCUGGCUUUGCUGGAAUAUGCCUUCGUCAACUACAUCUUCUUUGGAAGAGGUCCUCAGAUGCAGAAGAAAUUGGCGGAGAAGGCACAGAAGGCAAACAAUGACCGGGAAAAAUUUGAUAGACCCAAGUCCGCCCUGGAAGGAGGCAAUUGCAAGUCUUCAUCAAUUAAACAGUCCAAUCAGGUACAAGGGCGUCGUCACUCACAACGGGUCGACUCCCAUGGGAACAUUUUGCUGACAACCUUGGAGAUCCACAACGAAGUAGGCGGGAAUGAGAUCACAACCACCGUGAGCGAGACCCACAACUCUUCCUCUAUGGUGUUCGAUAACUCGGGCGUUCAGUACAGGAAGCCGAGCGCUCCGCGAGAGCCAGAACGUCUCAGCAUGGACAGGAACGCACAUCUAAAGAAAACCCGUCUGCGGAGACGAUCCUCACAGCUCAAAAUCAAAAUCCCAGACCUCACCGAUGUGAACGCCAUCGACAGAUGGUCACGGAUAAUAUUCCCCUUCACCUUCUCCCUCUUCAACUUAAUCUACUGGCUUUACUACGUCAACUAAUGCACUAAUGUUUUUUUUUUAACCCUUUUCUGCUUUUGUUUUUGAAUACAUGAACACUUCUCAGUGUAAGGAACAAAAUAUGGUAAAUUCCUUAUGAACUUUUUUUAUCAUCGGAAUGCACACCAGGACUUUGACUCACACUGUGUGCAUCUGUAUUUGCGCAGUCACACGGAAGUCUACAGUACAUGUAUCUUACACAGACUUUCAUGUACUGUAAAACAUUGUGUCUCAUGGGAAGAGCCAAAGACUCUUUGCAGUGUUUACGGGGCACUGCUUUAGGUCAGUUAUUAUAACUGUACUACAAAAGUAUAAAAUGUGGUCACUGUAAUACAACUUACUGCUGAUUAAUGACACAACAACUGAUAAAAAUACAUAGAACUGCUACAUCUCUAGCUAAUCCACACAUGGGCAGAUAUGAUCAUAUAAACACAAGACUCCAAGUUUAUGAUCUGGAAAUAACUUGUAAUGAAACCAGAGUUAAAGAAAUUGCAUUUUAAUUGUGUUUUCUUUCUUGCCAAGAGUUAAAUGAGGAACUAUCACUCUGAUGCAUGAACACUAAAUUUGAAGUGCUAGCCAGCAGCCGGUUAGCUUAGCUUAGCACAAAGGCUGGAAGCCGUCUAAACUGUGCAAGGAUGUCAAAAAGUAACUUUGAUUUUAAAGUAACUUUGAUUUUUUAUAAAACAGGCAGAGGCUGAUGGAAUCCAUACCAGCAUUUUAUAGAACUGUUAUUCUGUCAUUCACUGCUGUUCUUUAAGGAUAUUUUUGACAUUUUGACUUGGGAAGUAUGCUUGUUUGCUUUCUUGCUGAGAUUUAGUCAAAACUACUCAGUCAGUUGUCUUAGCCUAGCAUAAAGACUGGAAACAGGGAGAAACACUGAGCCUGGUUGUGGUUAAAGGUGAACAUGAUAUAACGAUAAGCAACAGAAAUGUAAAAAUGAGAUGUGUUUUUAUAGGGAGUUCCGUGCGGUAACAAUUUCUUGGCCAGUCAUAGUGAUUACCACAAAUGGCCAGUUUUACAUUUGUGUGUGUGUGUACAGAUUAAAUAAAGAAGACUGUACAUGUUAAUGAGUGAGCUUUAGAGGAAGGUAAACUGUGUUAACUUUGGACAGAGCCAGGCUAGCUGUUUCCCUCAGUUUCCAGGCUUUAUGCUAAGCUAGGCUAAAUGGGGCUGGCUUAUUUAGUGCAGAGAGUGGUAUCAAUGUUUUCAUAUCACUCUCAACCUGAAAGUGAAUAACAUUAUUUACCAAAAUAUCAAAUUAGCUCUUUUUCAUUUGCAGUUACUCGUGCUAUUGCUUAAGCAUGCCAUAUGGUCAGCAACAAAUGGACAGUUUGUGUCAAUUUAUGUCAGAUGUCAGUAGAGAAGAAAGGUUCCCAGGUCUUACAGCGAACUUGUACAAUAUCUGAUGAGUUUACACUAUUUCACUCUUGUCAUUUUGCUUUCAGGACUAGUGUCACAAUAUUUUGUUGAUUUUGUGAAACAUUCAAUACAGCAUAAUUCACAUGGCCUUGUUUGUUUCGGACUGCAUGUUUUAUUGGGGUGUGGACUCGUAUUUGCAGACAUCUCGUGUCAGAUUUCAGUCAACCUUCACAUUCAGAUUUGUCGAUCCUCCAUGAAAUGUAAUGUACAUACUGUAACUCUUGAUCAUUUUCUUUCAGUUCACAUUAAUUACAUACCGUUGUUGUCAACAGUGUUUUGCUCAGUGAUUUCUGGCCUCGCUGUUUUGUUUUGUUAGACUUUGCACAACAGUAUAAUUUCCCAUUUGUGUUGUAAAUAUAAAACACAGUAUCACAG